AUGAAUGAGUACUCAGUGGUACUAUUUUUUGUUUACUUUAAACCCUCAUCUACUGCAUGUUCAUCUCGGUUGGAGGAUUUGCCAUUUUUGGCAAAGGGAGAUGUUUCCUCACCUACCAAAAAGCCUGUGGAAAAGCCACUUGUGUUGCUCUGGUUCUGGCCACUGGGUGUGAGAUGGAAUUUUUCGUUCUGCCAAACCCAUUUCAACAUCGAUAGCUGUGUUCUGACAGAUGACAGAUCCCUUUAUGACAAAGCAGACGGAGUGGUUAUUUUUCACCAAGACAUCAGCUGGGACCUGAAGAACCUGCCUCAGUCUCCUCGUCCACAUUUUCAGAAAUGGAUCUGGUUUCAAUUGGAAUCACCAACAAAUACUGCCAGAAAACCAGGUGUGGAAAACCUCUUUAACCUCACUUUGGGCUAUAGACGAGAUGCUGACAUCACAGUGCGAAAUGAAUUGACAACCGUGAAGAAUGAAAAGGACAGUGAGUUUGUGCUGCCCAAGAAGGAUAAAUUGGUUUGUUGGAUUGUGAGCAACAACAAUCCUGCAACUGGGACAGGAACCAGAGCAAAGUACUAUCAAGAGCUGGUCAAACACAUCAAGAUACAUCUUUUUGGUGCUGCUUUUACAGGGAGUCGUUUGAAGUAUGAGGACUAUUACUCAACCCUUGCUAGCUGUAAAUUCUACCUUUCAUUUGAGAAUUCAAUCCACAGAGACUACAUCACAGAAAAGGUUAACGGACCACUUGUAGCAGGAACCGUACCAGUAGUCUUGGGCCCACCCAGAGAGAACUAUGAACAGUUUUUCCCAGCUGAUUCUUUCAUUCAUGUAAAUGACUUUACUAAUGCAAAGGCACUGGCUGACUUCCUUCUUCAAUUGGACAAGAAUGAUGAGAUGUAUGUAAGUUACUUCACUUGGAGGAGGUACCUUAAUGCCAAGCCCCACCUCCAGAGAAUAGAGCAAGAGUUUUCUCAACCUGUUUGUUUAGCCUGUGAAUACAUGGCAAGAGACAAAGGAUAUUAUAAUGUUUUCCACAACGUUUAUGAAUGGUACUUUGUUUGAGGGUUCAGCCAACAUUUUGUAAGCACAGAAAAUAUCUAUUUGGCUUAGCUACAUAAUUCUGCUUUCUUUUUUUGUAUCAAUUCAAAGGAUGGUCAUUCAAGGUUUUGGGGUCUAUUCAUUU
Messenger RNA from Oncorhynchus nerka (sockeye salmon), 1180 nucleotides. RefSeq names its product 4-galactosyl-N-acetylglucosaminide 3-alpha-L-fucosyltransferase 9-like. Gene Ontology annotation, cellular component: membrane. The coding region runs from base 1 to 1059 and encodes 352 amino acids. Lineage: Eukaryota; Metazoa; Chordata; Actinopteri; Salmoniformes; Salmonidae. The record is from RefSeq and is a predicted model, not a curated record. Gene Ontology annotation, molecular function: alpha-(1->3)-fucosyltransferase activity. The transcript has a single exon.